AUGGGCUCUUUGAAAUUCUUUUUCCUGCUGCAUCAUUUUUCGAUUUCCCAGAAAGUUUUGAAGAAGAAGCCCCACGUGAUCUUCGUCCUGGUUGAUGACCUCGGAUUUGACGAUGUUGGAUACGUCAAUAAAGAUGUCCACUCGCCAAAUAUCGACGCUCUUGCAAAAGAUGCCCUUCACCUCAAAAAUUACUACAACCAGCCUUCAUGCACUCCCUCCCGCGCCGCUCUAAUGACAGGCCGGUACAAUAUCCGAAUGGGCAUGCAAAGCGGCGUGAUCAGGCCAGAAGAGCCGGAAGGAAUUCCUCUCCAAGAAACACUCCUCUCCGAUGCGUUCAAACAGUGUGGCUACAGAACUGGACUUCAGGGAAAGUGGCAUUUGGGCUUUUACACGUACCACCAUUGUCCGCAAAAUCGCGGGUUUGAUCGGUUCUAUGGCUUUUAUCUUGGAGCGCAAGAUUACUUUUUCCACGAUUCUGGACGAGCAAAUGAGCACAAAUACAGCUACGAAAAUGAGAUCUCCGGCGUGCACAAUACUCGAUUCUCGCAAGGAACUUGGGGCCGACCGUGGGGAUAUGAUUUCAGAGAAGCGUUUCCAGGAGGAGAAGAAAAUGACAAGAUCUUGGAUGAUACUUAUACAAAUGGAACUUAUUCGACGAAGCUUUUUGUUGACGAUUUUAUCAGUCAACUUCAGAUUAACAGUCCAGAAGAGCCACUUUUUAAUUAUGUUUCUUUUCAGGAUGUCCAUGGACCCCUUCAAACAGUCAACCGUUUCAAAAACCUCUACGAAGACAAAACAGACACGUGGACUCAUGAGCGAAUCGAGUACUCCACAAAAGUCUCCACCCUCGAUUUUCACCUUGGCCGAAUGGUCGAUGCUCUCAAACAAUACAACUAUUGGGAGAACACCAUUCUCAUUUUCACAUCGGACAACGGGGGUCAGCCUCGCGAAGGCGCUUCGAACUGGCCAUUGAGAGGAUCGAAGGGCACGAUUUUUGAUGGAGGGUUGAAAUCCAGAGCGUUUAUUGUUUCACCUCUCUUGCAAAAUCGAAUCAAGGGUGAAGAAUACAAACCUCUCUUCCAUGUCUCCGAUUGGUUCCCAACGCUUCUCAAGCUGUCUGGUUGCGAGAUUCCAGAGUCGGCCGGGCGACCACUAGAUGGAAAAGCUCAAGAACUAUUCGUCCACCAGCCAAAAGCAGCUAGAAAUAACAUUCUCCACUUUCUCGAUCCGCUGGUUCAGCAUGAUUUCAAUGACGAAAGAGAAUUCUCCUACCUGAAUAAUCGAGCUUUCAACGUAACCAUCAAGGCGUCUUAUCGAAGCGGAAGAUGGAAGAUCAUAACAGGCAAGCCUUGUGGAAACGGUUGUGGGUACAUAAAAAGCUCAAGAAAUCCAAGUUAUGCGAAGGAUAAUACGAAAUUGACAGAUAUGAAGAAGGAGAAGAAUAAAAAUGUGCGACUCUACGACAUGUGGGCAGACAGAGGGGAGAAAUUCGACAAAUCAGAUUCAAAACCGUGGAUGACCAAGAAGCUUUUGGAAAAACUCGCUGAUUUCUAUGAUGAACAGGUGAUGCCGCAAAAGCGGAAAGAAAGCCCGAAUGCUGACCCGGACAACCAUGGUGGAGUUUGGAUGCCCUGGCGAGACACAGAAGUUUUCGACUACACCCAGCACUCUUACAAAAACAACUUCUCGAUGCAGCAGACAAAAUGCUUGUUUGAGCAAAAAUCUCUUGAACAACUCUUUAUCUCGAAACCGACAAAGCAAGAGCUGCUCAGAUCCUCUGUCAACCGCAAAAGCUGUCAAUAA
Molecule: messenger RNA, 1803 nt
Organism: Oikopleura dioica
Lineage: Eukaryota; Metazoa; Chordata; Appendicularia; Copelata; Oikopleuridae
Source: the annotation of a GenBank genome assembly